AGGGUGGAACUUUUCCACGGGCAUCCUCCGAUUUGCUUGUUGUCCAGAAAAGUUGAAACACAGCCCAGCCGGGAGACGCCAAAUUGUCGUGGAAAUUAGGCAACACUCGCAGACUCGUCCUCUUAAGGAAGGGUUUGGACCUCUGAGUGUAGUGGUGGGGAACCAAAAAAAGCCAGAACUCCAUAUUGGUUUGUACAAGAUAUACACGUUCUCAUCACUGCCGCUAUAACCGUCUCCUCAACCAAAUGGUUUUUGUGACAGAUCGGAGGAUUUUACACACCUGGGGAUCAGUACUAAAAAGACAGAAUGGAGAUUAAAGUGUCUGUUGAUGGACUCCAGCGCAUUGUUUGUGGUGUAACUGAAAUGACGACGUGUCAAGAAGUAGUCAUUGCUUUAGCCCAAGCUCUGGGUCGUACAGGUCGCUACACUCUGAGAGAGAAUUUCAAAGGCUAUGGGCGCAACGUGACCCCUGAUGAGCUUCUCCUGGAGUCCCUGGGGAAGUAUGGCCAACAAGCCAGGGAAGUUCAGCUCACCCUGCACUAUCUAGGGCCCUCUCCGGUGGAUUGCCCAAACAAGCCACAUGUUCAGUUAAGACGAGUCGAGGGAGGAGAAAAACUCCGCAGGAGUAGUGCCGGAGCCAUCCUCCACCGGCAGAGCCUCCCUCCACCCUCCCAUCUCCACCCCAAAACUCCCCCUGAAGAACUGAAGAGGCCCAAGAGGAAAUCAUUAACGCUGAUGGAGGAAGCAUGGGGUUGGCUGGAGAAUCUGGGUAAGGGUAGGAAACAGCAAUUAACACAAGAUAAGGGGGAAAAUGAAGAGAAGGAUGGACGAAAACGACUACUGGAUAACAUGGGAGUCAAGCCAGAAAAACUAGCCCAGGCCUCUAGGGUAAUACAAGGAAAAGAUAAAAAUAGAACAGAAAACAAGAAAUGGAAGCAUAGAGAAAAGGAUGAUGGAAUCGAGUUAUGUGAAAGUAUAACAGAACAUAAAACGCAAAGAAAUGAAGUAUGUGUCACUAAAACCGGGGUUACAGUAUAUGAGGAAGCCUCUGAACCAAAAGACAACCUGAAAAAGUUAAUCAUCGAACAACAGGCUAGUCUGAGAGCACUCAAGCUCAAAAUAGACACGACUGAUGAGCAGAUUUUUAAACUUGAAAUGCGGCAAGCAGAAUCAAUGUCUAAUGAGGAAGAACAGCUCGAGUUUUGGCUCAAUGAGCUGAAGGCAGAAGAGGGCUAUGAGAAAGUCCUGCAGAUGCAAUUCCUGGAUUUGAAGGAGAAAGCCAGAGAGUGCAAAAAUAGUUUAGAGGAGUAUAAAAUCAAGCUGCAGAGGAUGGACCUUGCAAACACGAGGCGGUCUCAGUGCCAGACUGAUGAUGAUAAUGAUGACGAUCUCUCAGUUAGAAUGGAGUUGGAUCGUACUUCAGGAUUUCUGGAAUCAGUGACUGAAGAGAAAAUAACCACUGAUGUCCCAGAGGGAGACAGUAAGGAGAAGAUGGUCAUCACUAGAGUGGAAUCAAAACUCCCUUACAUCUUAGUUACAGCGAAUGAGAUAACAGAACCCCAGCUAAGCAGCCCAUCAGAGCUCAGGGAAUGGUGGUUUCGAUGGACUGAAGCUCAGAAAACUACCUCAGGAUCUACACCGGAAGUUGUGCACCGUACCAAAAUAAUAAUUCACAGCCGAAGCACAAGGGUUUAGCAUUGACAUUAUAUAUUACAUAACCUUUAUGUAAAAUCUCUGUAUUAAAGUAUUGACUGACUGUCAAGUAUUUAAGCAUUGCAUUAAAGAAACUUGCAAUAUGGAAAUCAAACAGGGCUUCAGUUCACAGGAAUGUGUUUUCAUAAAACAUUUAUUUCAAUUGUUUCCAUUCAAGACCAUAAACAAAAGUAUAGAGGAGAACCAGUGGCUCAGCAAUAACCCUCUGAUCUCAAGGAAAAGAAAAAAAAAAAGUCUUAACAGUAAUAUUUUGAUUUUCAGUAAGGAGCACAGCAAAUAAUCUCUACAUUAAAUCCUGAUCUUAUAGUUUCUGAAUGGAACCUUAGGUAUUGUUUCCCCUUUGUAUCUCACAGGUUAUGCAGACUUAAUUUUUUGUUGUUUUUUUUUUAAACCUCCCACUAACUAAAUAGCACACAUUACAUAUAGUAUACUAUAUCCACAGGUCUCAGGGAUGCAGACUUGUAUUAAAUCUAUUUGGGGAAAAAAGCCACCCUAAGAUUGUAGAUGUUCUUUCUAUUUUUUUUUUUGGCAAUUGUCCAGGAAUAGAGUAUACCUCUAUUGUGUGGUUGGGUUUGUUUUGUCUUAGAGUCUUGAGGCACCUUAACCUUACUUUUAUUUUACUUGUUAGAAGCAUAUUAAAUUGAAUGUUUAAAAAAAAAAAAAAAAAGAAAAAAAGGAAAAAAAAGAAAGGUGUGCAAUGAAAAGGAAAAAAACAAUAUAAAAUGACUGCAAAAUGAGAAGCAAUUAUGAAUUUUGCACCUGAAAGCAGAAGAAAACAUGGAAAGAGGGUGUGAAAGCAAGCACAGCUAUUAAAACAAAAACAUACAGAAUUUGAUCAAAAUAAACUCACUUAGGGAAAAAAAAAAAAAAAAA
Ictalurus furcatus (blue catfish) is the source of this 2586-nucleotide messenger RNA. RefSeq names its product Ras association domain family member 11 (gene rassf11). NCBI's taxonomy places the organism in Eukaryota, Metazoa, Chordata, Actinopteri, Siluriformes, Ictaluridae. Bases 307 to 1695 code for a protein of 462 amino acids. The transcript is spliced from 4 exons. The record is from RefSeq and is a predicted model, not a curated record.